Molecule: messenger RNA, 5460 nt
Organism: Pongo pygmaeus (Bornean orangutan)
Lineage: Eukaryota; Metazoa; Chordata; Mammalia; Primates; Hominidae
Gene: GUK1
Product: guanylate kinase 1
Exons: 8
Coding region: 4573-5211 (212 amino acids)
Biological process (GO): purine nucleotide metabolic process
Cellular component (GO): cytosol
Molecular function (GO): GMP kinase activity
Source: RefSeq, a predicted model, not a curated record
ACGACGAGCGCAGUCGCGAGGGUGACUCGGAUCGAGGCGGCAGCGGCCCCUGCGCUUUGCGGUCGCCCAGUCCACGCCGCCCCCGGAUCUCCUCCUAGCCGGGACGCCCUGUGCCGCGUUCAGCUGUGGGCCCUCAGAACGGGGGAGCUCUGGAGGGCGGACGGACUGGCUAGGCAGCGGAGCUCGGGUCCCGGAGGGCGGGGCGCUCCUUAGGAGCUGGGCAGGCCGGCAGUUAUCGCAGUGUGGAGCUGCUCCUCAGGCGUGUAGGAGCGCUCGGUGUCUUCCCGACAACUGGGCGCGCCGCCAAAGAGAGCAGCUGGGAGUCCCUACCGCUGAUCCGGCGCGGUGUGCGCUCCGGUUCCCACCUCACCCUGCAAGCCCGGGGGUUCUGGGCGGAUGGAGCCGGCUAUUCCGGGGCUCCCAGGAUUCUGCCUACUCCGCGGCACGGCGCAGAGACGGGGACUUGGGGAAACAGCAGGCCUUCCCGACGCAUGGGUGUGGCAUUUGGGGUUCGGAUUCUCCCCAAGGCCAGAGUCCGGGUUGGGGUUCUUGAAGCUGCCGUGCUGCCAUUCUUGAGCGUCGCCUUGAAAGUAUGCCCCAGUAAGGACUGGUGUGCGAAGCAGGUGCCUCAAAGUUGAUUUUGACCCUGCAUGUGAUGGGCCUCGGUUUCGCCUCUGCAUGAAAGAAGAGGUCGGUCGUGAGGCCCCGGGCUGGGUCCUGCUCUGCUGUCCUUGGGCUCAUGGCCCUUUCCUGUCUCAGGCUUGCUCUGCUCUUUACCUGGGGUUGCUGUCGAGGACCCUGUGCAAGACUCGGCCGGUUUUUCUUUCUCCCUGAUGGACAGACCCAAACAUAGCCGCGCAGCAUCGUGAAGGGCUGGGGCCUUCACGCGUCUGUGGCUGUGGAAGGGCCUGGUUUCCUCAGGAGGUAAAGGAAUGUUCCUGUCCCCCGGAGGAAAGAAGGUGAAAACGAAAGCGCCCUGGCUGCUCCUGGUGUGGUCCCAUUUAAAACGAGGUUGCUGAAGGCCAGGACGCGUGCUACCCGGAUGUGUGCCCAGAAACCCUGCAGCCAAGAGCAGCCGCCUGGACCACCAGCCUCCCCUUCAUCCAGCUGGCCCAGCCCAGAGCCCAGGCCCACGUCUGGUGGUUUGUGUCUUACCAGAGGCCAGGCGGGGGCUGACUUCUCUCGGUUCUCAGAAGGUCAAGCCCUCUAUUAGCAUCUCCUCGAACAGUGGGCCGGGGGCAAGGUGGUGACUCUGUUCAGUCCUUAGGAUGGCUGAAAGCCAGAAGGAGGAGAUUAUGCCGCCAGAGCAGGGAGUGCCUUUCCAGGAAAGCGGCUGCUGGAGCAGCAUGGGAGCCCAGCCCAGGGAGCGUUCUGGCAGAGACCAUUCCGGAACAUGGAUCUGCGCCGGCGGCUCCCAGGAGACCUUCCAUCUCGGAGCUCCUGUGGAGACCACGUGCCUGGCAGGUCCUUACAGUUGUGGGUUGUGUGGCUUCUUGCCAGGCAGCUGAUUGGAGUUUGCGACUGUGGGUUGGUGAGAGUGGAGAACAUAGAGUGUUGUUUGCUGGAAUGCUUCCUUCUGCCCACAGGAAGACACCUUUGGCACGUGUGUUCUGGUCAGGGCAAAGGCUCCCUGACUUCCACCCCAAGAUUGCAGGAGCCAUGAGGCCUGGGCCACAGUUUUCUCCCUUGGGUGUGCUCCAUGGAAGGUGGUUUUGGUGACCGCCCUGCCACUGGUCUCUCCCCAGGCAGGCAGGCAGCCUGUGCCUCCGCCCUGUCUCCAGCGGUGGUGUGACUGUGCUUCUGCAAGGCCCGCAUCCACUCAUUGUCUGCCCUCUGCACUCUCUGGCUGGCCAGGGCCCCCAGUAGUCUACUCAUUGUGCCCUCACGCUUAGGCAGAGCUGAACUCAGGGAACGCAGGAAGAGCGGAGUGUUGGCCCGCCCAGAGUUCUUGGCUAUUGGUGUGUCAUGUGUGCCUCGUGCCCUGUGCUGUGCGAGAGUAGGCACAGCUGCACAGACAACGCCCUCGGCCAGGCUGGAGCCUGGACCCCUGCCUGGCAGCAGCUGGGUGAACUGGUGUCUUCUGCCUGCGGGCCCAGCCUCACCUCAGUAGCUUAGCGCUCCCUCAGGAGGGAGGAGGGGAGGCCUGGAAGCCUGGGCUUGGUGGGGUAAGGGUGGUGAGGGGCAGCACCUGUGGAGGAAGCAGGCGGGGUUGGGGCCCACUAGCGUCUGCUGUCUGCUCUGUGCUGGGUUGCAUCUGUUGGUGUCUGAUCGUUGUCAGGGCCCUGUGGUGAAGAGACACACCUGCCACUUGCUGCUUGUGAGGAAAGGGGGAGAUCCCCAACCCAGGAGCCAGAGGUGGGACUCCAGCACCCCCCAUUCCUGGGAGUUGGAAGUGAGGCACGAGCUCCCCAAUUCCUGGGCGUCGGAGAUGGGGUGUGGGGCCGAGGAGGGGAUGGCGACCAGGGUCUCAUGGUGGUUUGGUGGGAUCCUCGGAAGGCGUGGCUCUCCCCCUUCUGAGGACGCAAAAAGUCCCAGAGUUUUUGGUGAUUGAUGUGCCACGUGUGCCUUGUGCCCUGUGCCGUGUGAAUAUAGGCACAGCUGUGCAGACAACGCCCUUGGCGAGGCUGGAGCCUGGACCCCUGCCUGGCAGCAGCUGGGUGAACUGGUGUUUUCUGCCUGUGGGCCCAGCUUCACUUCACUAGCUUAGCGCUCCCUCAGGAGGGAGGAGGGGAGGCCUGGUCAGUGGAGGUCACCAGUAUGUUUCCUUCUAUGUGGGUUUGUAGUCACAUAGCAUCUAGGUUCAGACCUGAAGAGCUUGGAGCCAGGGGCUGGGGGGAACAGGGCAGGACCAGCCUUGGGGCAGUCCUGUCGGGCCCACCAGUGCCAUGCUGGUUGUGCGUUGGCAGGGCAGAGUGACCUUAAGAAGGGCCAGCUCAGUGGAGCAACAGGACAGAAGCUCACAUGGGGUCCAGCCUACAGGACCAUCUGAGUAGCUCUCCCAUAUCAGGUCCUUCGAAGCACAUGAUCUAGCUUUACUUUUUCUCCUUCAUAUUGGAAAAGUCACCAUAAUACCAUCAAGUCUUAAUUUCUGUGAUCUCAAUGCUUCAAGUAGGUGUGUAGCAAUUGCUGGAUGUGUCCUGAGAACUGUACCCCUUCCACCCUGGCGAGAAGCAGGGGCUCCAGAAGUUCACACCAGUGGCAUGGCUCAUUGAUUGUGGGAGACUCUGAGGGGCUCCUAGCUAGUGCAUUAUGGGAACCGGGCUGUGGAGGUUGCAGGGCUCGCUGGCUGGGAGAAGCUGAAUGGAUGAAGAACCCUGGCCACUGCGGUGCGUGCUGAUGGUUGGCUGGCACGUAGAGGAGGUGGCAGGGCUGGGUGAGCAGCAGGAGCCAGGUUAGUGGGGAGGCCCAAGCUAAGCGCAGGGGCAAGUUCUGUGGGUGGGAGAGCCAGGAGGGCAUGGGGGGCAUGCUGAGAUGAAAACGAUGUGUGCUUGUGACAAAAAGCCCAGAAGAGGCAGUAAGGGGGGAGGAGUCUAUCCCUUAUGGAGAGCACGUGGACUUCUGGGUGGGUGUCCUGCAGUUCCCUUCCUCCUGAGUCUUUUUAACUGGGGGUCCGGUGUGUUUGUGAUCAAUGACAUGUAUGCGUGUGCAUGUGUACCUUUGCGGGUACACAUGUGUGGCGUGUGUGCAUUUGCUUGGUGUGCGUGCAUUUGUGUGCGUGUGUGUGCAUGCAUGUGUAUGUGUUUGUGGUAGGUUUGUGCACACAUCCUGCAUACCUUUGUGCCUGGGAGUGGCAUGUGUGUGGUGGGUGUCCCUGUGCAUGAUGGAGUUGCAGCCGUGGUGCAUUUGUGAGAUUACCUCGGUGGCCUAAAUUGGGGAUUAGGAGGGCAUCCUCAGGUCCUUCCCACUGUCUGCUCGUCUGCCCACAGGCGGCUGUGCCCUAAACAGGAGGAGGCCAUUCACGCCUCGCCUGAGUUGUGUCCAAGGUGUGCGUGUGGCCAGGGGUCCAUCCACUUCCCUCUAGCCCAGCCCCUGAACACAGCUGCAGUGCACCGCCCCACUCCUCAGCUCUGCUCCCCAUCGCAACUCGAAGACGCUGCCCUGGCCCUGUGUGUGCAGCUCACGUGGACUGGGAGGGCAGGGCAGGUGCAGGUCUUGGGGCAAGAGCUAGAGCUGUCUUUUCCUUCCUGCACAGCCACAGAGCAGGUGGACGGGGCUGCUUCCCUGCAAGGGCCGAGGGCCAGGCCCCUUGGGGAUUUAUUCCUGGCUUAGAAGGGCGGGGCCGGAAGCAUGCGUGGUGGGGAUUAGGGACUCAGCACCCCCAGCUCUCAGUCCAGCAGACAGACCCACCCCAGGCUGACUACAGAGGCUGCACCCCAGCAAACAGGUAGGCCCUGUUCCUGGGGAGGAUUCCCACAAGGCAAAGGCCAGCUCCCGGGCCCUCACCUGCCACAAGUGUCCAGGCUAGGAUCCUGUUUGCCUUUCCCUUGGGGGCUGGGAGGGAGGCCCUCCAACCCCCUCUGGCAUUACCAGCAUCACAGAUAGGAGUACCAAGUCCGAUGAGAAGUUCCUGGAAUGGGCGUAGAUUCAGCAGAUCUUGACAAGACCAUAUCUGCAGGGCAAGGCAUGUCGGGCCCCAGGCCUGUGGUGCUGAGCGGGCCUUCGGGAGCUGGGAAGAGCACCCUGCUGAAGAGGCUGUUCCAGGAGCACAGCGGCAUCUUUGGCUUCAGCGUGUCCCGUCUCUCUGCUAGAUACCACAAGGAACCCGAGGCCCGGCGAGGAGAACGGCAAAGGGAGGUGAUGCAGCGUGACAUAGCAGCCGGCGACUUCAUCGAGCAUGCCGAGUUCUCGGGGAACCUGUAUGGCACGAGCAAGGCGGCGGUGCAGGCCGUGCAGGCCAUGAACCGCAUCUGCGUGCUGGACGUGGACCUGCAGGGUGUGCGGAACAUCAAGGCCACCGAUCUGCGGCCCAUCUACAUCUCUGUGCAGCCGCCUUCACUGCAUGUGCUGGAGCAGCGGCUGCGGCGGCGCAACACUGAAACGGAGGAGAGCCUGGCGAAGCGGCUGGCUGCUGCCCAGGCCGACAUGGAGAGCAGCAAGGAGCCUGGCCUGUUUGAUGUGGUCAUCGUUAAUGACAGCCUGGACCAGGCCUACGCAGAGCUGAAGGAGGCGCUCUCUGAGGAAAUCAAGAAAGCUCAAAGGACCGGCGCCUGAGGCUUGCUCUCUGUUCUCGGCACCCCGGGCCCAUACAGGACCAGGGCAGCAGCACUGAGCCGCCCCCUUGGCAGGCAAUAUGGCAGCUCUGUGCCCUUGGCCAGCAUGUGGAGUGGAGGGGAUGCUGCCCCUGUGGUUGGAACAUCCUGGGGUGACCCCCGACCCAGCCCCACCGGGCUGUCCCCUGUCCCUAUCUCUCACUCUGGACCCAGGGCUGACAUCCUAAUAAAAUAACUGUUGGAUUAGAAA